AUGGCGUCAAGUAUUGACAGCCUUGGUUUUUUGGUCUUCGACGUCUUCCGAGGACUUACCUUUGCUGUCAGACCCCUCCCAGCGCAAGAGAAGGUCCUGGCGAUCGCGGUGUUUAAGAAGCCUACGACGAGUCUGCGUGGGAAUCUUGAUCAUGCUUUCAUUUCAAUCUCCUGCGGUAUCGUCCUAUCUUUCUUUCCGGACGAGUACGACCGCGCCGCUCAUAAUUGGCUGCCGAGCGUGGACAGCGCCAGUGCCGACACCAAGCACUGGCCUACUGAUGUCUCGCGCGAUAUAAUCCCUGUCGACUGCCACUCUCAUAACGACUAUUGGCGCCGGGUCCCGCUGUACUCCGCACUGCAGGCAGGAUGCGUGGGCGUCGAAGCCGAUGUCUGGCUUUUCGAUGAUGAGCUCUACGUCGGCCACACCACAUCGUCGCUCACUUCGCGCCGCACCCUGCGGUCGAUGUAUGUCGAUCCGCUCGUGGCUAUCCUGGAACGUCAGAACCCAAUCACCGAUUUCCAACCAGGCGCAAACAUCCCCGCGCACGGCGUGUUCGACACGGACCCUGGCCAGUCGCUUCUGUUAUUGAUUGAUUUCAAAACUGCCGGUACAGAAACCUGGUAUGCCGUAUCGAAGCAUCUAGGGCCACUGCGGGACCGCGGCUAUCUAACGCACUUCAAUGGAGAAGAGCUCAUCCAAGGCCCGAUCACCGUUAUCGGGACAGGGAAUACACCUUUCAACCUUGUCACAGCAAACACCACCUACCGGGAUAUCUUCUUCGACGCCCCGCUGGACAGACUGGUUGACGAAGAUCCAGAUCAGUCCGCAUACACCCAACAAAACCUAGAAAUGGUCUCACGCGACACAAACACACAAUCCACAAACCUGGGCCAAGGCCAGUCCGGCAUGCCGGCAGUAAUCACGGCCAACACUUUCAACUCCACCAACAGCUUCUACGCAUCUGUUUCAUUCCAAAAGGCAAUUGGAUUCCCCUGGCCCUUCCACUUCACACAGCACCAGAUGGCCCUGAUUCGUCGUCAUGUGCGGGUUGCACACCGCCAGGGCUUAAAAGUCCGUUACUGGGCGUUGCCGAGUUGGCCGCGCAGUCUGCGGAAUCACAUCUGGCGUGUUCUUGCGCAGGAAGGGGUCGAUAUCUUGAACGUUGAUGAUCUGGUGGGCGCUACGAAAGGAGACUGGAACACGAAGGUUUUCGAUUGGUGGCCGUGA
This is a messenger RNA of Penicillium salamii, 1227 nucleotides long. Lineage: Eukaryota; Fungi; Ascomycota; Eurotiomycetes; Eurotiales; Aspergillaceae. The record is from the annotation of a GenBank genome assembly.